Messenger RNA from Verruconis gallopava, 1338 nucleotides. Its product is annotated as histidinol dehydrogenase. The transcript has 3 exons. The record is from RefSeq and is a predicted model, not a curated record. Lineage: Eukaryota; Fungi; Ascomycota; Dothideomycetes; Venturiales; Sympoventuriaceae. Gene Ontology annotation, molecular function: metal ion binding; histidinol dehydrogenase activity; NAD binding. Bases 1 to 1338 code for a protein of 445 amino acids. Gene Ontology annotation, biological process: L-histidine biosynthetic process. Gene Ontology annotation, cellular component: cytoplasm.
AUGGCGCCAAGAUAUCUGAAGCGCGGCGAGGCUGCGUCCAAGUCGUCAGACGGACCAACCAUUGAUGUCGCCAGCAUUGUCAAAGGUGUAAUCGAUGACAUUCGGGCCAAUGGAGACGCUGCAGUCCGCAAGUAUUCGGAAAAAUUCGACAAGUGGAGUCCCGAAGCGUUCAAGCUGUCGAAAGAACAAAUAGACGCAGCUAUCGCGGCGGUACCCAAGCAGACUGUGGAAGACAUCAAGCAAGUUCAGGCCAACGUCAGAAAAUUUGCACAGGCACAAAGAGAUUCUUUGAAAGAUUUUGAGCUGGAGACCCAGCCGGGCGUUUUCCUAGGCCAGAAGAAUGUUCCCAUAUCUGUGGCCGGGGCUUACAUCCCAGGCGGCCGUUACCCACUGCUGGCAUCAGCUCAUAUGACUAUUCUGACGGCGAAAGUUGCAGGUGUCCCACACGUCAUUGCGGCCACACCACCUAUUGGCGGGAAGAUUCCGAACGCAACAGUCGCGGCCAUGCACUACGCCGGAGCAGACGAGAUAUUCAUCCUCGGUGGCGUACAGGCCAUUGCUGCAAUGGCUGUCGGCACGGAGACGAUUCGAAAGGUUGAUUUUAUCGCUGGUCCUGGCAAUGCCUUUGUGGCUGAAGGCAAGCGACAGCUUUUCGGAGAGAUUGGUAUUGACCUGUUCGCGGGUCCGACGGAGAUCCUCAUCGUCACAGACGAAACGGCGGACCCGUUCACGGUUGCAACAGACAUUCUGUCGCAGGCGGAGCAUGGCCCGGAUUCCCCAGCCGUGAUUUUGACAACGUCGGAGAGCGUUGCGAGAGAGUCGAUGAGAAUAAUCGACCAGCUGUUGAAAGAGCUUCCAACUGCACCUCUUGCCGGCACUUCGUGGAGAGAUUAUGGCGAGGUCGUGAUAGCCGAAUCGGAGGACGAGCUAUGGAGUCUAGCAGACGAGUACGCAAGCGAGCAUGUCCAAAUAUUUACCAAAAACCCUAGAGAUGCUCUAGUCAAGAUGUCGGCCUAUGGCGCACUGUUCCUGGGUGAGAAGACUUGCGUUUCCUAUGGUGACAAGGUCAUCGGGACGAACCAUGUGCUGCCAACUAGAAAGGCUGCUCGGUAUACUGGAGGCCUUUGGGUAGGAAAAUUUCUCCGCACAUGCACGUAUCAAGAAGUUCGGGAUCCCAAAGCCAGUGGUGAAUUAGGACGUCUUUGUGGAAGAGCAGCGAGAGCGGAGAACUUCGAAGGCCAUGCUCGAUCAGGAGAUUUGCGCGCUCAGAAAUAUCUUAAGGACAAUUAUGACUGGAUCGGCAACUGCGAAAAUGCGUUGAAUCAAGCAAAGAUAUAG